Mercurialis annua (annual mercury) is the source of this 2222-nucleotide messenger RNA. RefSeq lists its product as uncharacterized. Bases 118 to 1860 code for a protein of 580 amino acids. Lineage: Eukaryota; Viridiplantae; Streptophyta; Magnoliopsida; Malpighiales; Euphorbiaceae. The transcript is spliced from 2 exons. Gene Ontology annotation, molecular function: mRNA binding; protein binding. Gene Ontology annotation, cellular component: catalytic step 2 spliceosome. The record is from RefSeq and is a predicted model, not a curated record. Gene Ontology annotation, biological process: mRNA splicing, via spliceosome.
UUAAUAAACCUUAUUCACGCCGACAUGUCGUUUUGAUAUCACCUCGCCUUAAGAAUUUCUCUUCAAAGGUUCUCCUGAUAAGCCCUAAAAUCUGUAAUUCAGCUCAAUUAAACACAAAUGGAUCAUCUUCAAUCAUACCAAAACGACGACGACUUAGACAACGAUUCCUCUCCUUCCUCACCGGAUUCGUCACCACCGCGUCUCCUCCCAUCCAAAUCCGCAGCGCCGAAAGUCGACGACACAACCCUAGCCCUAGCAGUAGCACAAGCCAAUCAAAUUCUUUCCAGACCAAUAGAUCCCGUACAACACGCCAUCACUUUUAAUCCUACCUAUGACCAGCUCUGGGCUCCAAUUCAAGGUCCCGCACAUCCGUACGCCAAAGAUGGAAUCGCACAGGGCAUGCGUAACCACAAGCUCGGCUUUGUCGAAGAUGCGGCUAUUGAUUCAUUCUUGUUCGAUGAGCAGUAUAAUACUUUUCACAAGUACGGCUACGCCGCCGACCCGUCUGGUUCCGAAGGUAAUAAUUAUGUUGGUGAUUUAGAUGCUUUAAAUAAGAAUGAUGGUAUUUCUGUUUAUAAUAUUCCCCAAAACGAACAAAAGAGACAAAAGAUUGAGAGGAAGAAAGAAAAGGAGAGUAAUGAAAGUGCUGAUGAUAAUGCUGUUGAUAAAGAGGUGUUGAAUAAUCCUGCGAGUGAUGUUUGGUUAGCGAAGAAUAGGAAGAGUCCUUGGGCGGGUAAGAAGGAGGGUUUAGAGACGGAGUUGACGGAAGAGCAGAAGAAGUACGCGGAGGAGUAUGCCAAGAAGAAGGAGGAGAAGGGAGCUAGUGAUAAAGGAGAGGCUGUUGUUGAUAAGAGUACGUUUCACGGAAAGGAAGAGAAGGAUUAUCAAGGGAGGUCGUGGAUUGAGCCGCCGAAAGAUGCAAAAGCGAGUAAUGAUCAUUGUUAUAUUCCAAAAAGACUUGUGCAUACUUGGAGUGGACAUACAAAGGGGGUUUCUGCUAUUAGGUUUUUCCCUAAAAAGGGGCAUUUGAUUCUUUCUGCUGGUAUGGAUAGUAAGAUUAAGAUUUGGGAUGUGUUUAAUUCAGGCAAGUGUAUGAGAACUUACAUGGGCCAUGCUAAGGCUGUUAGAGAUAUUUCGUUUUCUAAUGACGGGACUAAGUUUUUGUCUGCUGGUUAUGAUAAGAAUAUUAAGUAUUGGGAUACUGAGACUGGUCAGGUUAUUUCGACUUUUUCAACUGGGAAGAUUCCUUAUGUUGUUAAACUUAAUCCUGAUGAUGAUAAGCAGAAUAUAUUGUUGGCGGGUAUGAGUGAUAAGAAAAUUGUGCAGUGGGAUAUGAAUACAGGGCAGAUUACUCAGGAGUAUGAUCAACAUUUGGGGGCAGUAAAUACUAUAACUUUUGUGGAUAACAAUCGGAGAUUUGUGACCUCGAGUGAUGAUAAGUCUCUUCGGGUGUGGGAAUUUGGGAUCCCUGUUGUUAUUAAGUAUAUUAGUGAACCUCACAUGCAUUCUAUGCCAUCAAUUGCAGUACACCCCAACACAAAUUGGUUUGCAGCACAGAGUUUGGAUAACCAGAUUCUCAUCUAUAGUAGCAAGGAAAGGUUUCAGUUGAAUAAGAAGAAGAGGUUUGCAGGGCAUAUUGUGGCUGGUUAUGCUUGCCAAGUCAAUUUCUCACCUGAUGGGCGGUUUGUCAUGUCAGGAGAUGGUGAGGGCAAGUGCUGGUUUUGGGACUGGAAGAGUUGUAAAGUUUUCAGGACUCUUAAAUGUCAUGAGGGGGUGUGUAUUGGAACCGAAUGGCAUCCAUUGGAGCAAAGCAAAGUUGCUACAUGCGGCUGGGAUGGCUUAAUUAAGUAUUGGGACUAAUUUCUUAUUUCGCACGUGGCCUGUUGCUUUCACAAGUUAAAUGAGCAUCGGCUCACAUUAGUCGUCCAGAUAGAGAAAGGACCAUGCUGCUCAAAAGAGUACAUGUUACAUACAGAAAUCAGGGCCGCCGUAGAGGAAUCAAAUGUUGUUCUUAGUUCUCAACUGAAUUUUAUGUGCCAGUUGGUGGAAUUUAAUUACUGUAAGAUCUCAUCAUCUCACUGUAUAAUACAUCAAUUGCGAAGAACCUCGAUUUGAGGUUUGGAAUACUGUUAGUGUUAGUGAUGUUAGAUUUGAUUAGAGAUUACGUUUAUCAAUGAAUUUUGCGAGCUAGUUUUGUUUUAAAUGUUAAAGAGGCCUUCUCA